AGUUACACAUCAACGGCUGUUGACUUGACACAAGCAAAACAAUAGAACAAACAUCAGCAACAGCAGCGCGACAGAAACACCACACUAUUCACUCUCUAAAAGUCGACAAUCGUCAAGGAGAAGAUCCAUAGCGUAUGACCACCCAAUAACUCAAACCCGCAGUUAGCAAUCAUUAGUAUCAACUAAGCUAUCGCUGAUGCUACACAUUCACGUUAGCCAGCCGUAGCGUGCAUUGAACGUUAACGUCUUUCGGGGGACGCUUGGUUCGCUAGCUUUGCUUUUCACUUAACGUUACAUUCAACGUGGAAAUGCAAUAAGCAGUGUGUUACUGUGAAGUGCCUCUACCUGCAGCCCAUUUAACACAACUUUUCUAAAUCUCCGUUUAACAAAGUCUGUCUUCCUACGUGCAGGGAGGAGGGGGAGAUGUCGUCCCGUUGGUGGCGGUUCGGCUGGGACAGGCACAGCGAGGUGGACCUCUUCUCGGACCGCACUGACCCCGAUGCGGAGACCCUCUCUCAGGCCAUCAGGGCCGCAGCUUCCGAGGAGCCGGACGCCGAUGGCAGCGUGCUGUUCGGCCACCUGCAGGGCACGGUGGUCGGCCUUAGAUACUACACGGGGCUGGUGAAUCGAGGUGAAAUGGUGGGUUUGGUGAGACAGCCCCAGAAUCAAUACGACCCCAAUGCAGUGAUGGUCGCCAACAUUUAUGGCAACCAAGUGGGUCACAUCAAGCGGGAGCUGGCAGCAGCUAUGGCCCACAUCAUGGAUAACAAUUUGGCUAAAGUUGAGGGGGUGGUACACUCGGGUACGAAAAACUCCUUCAACAUGCCCUUGAUGCUGUCGUUCUGGGGGCGAGAGGAAAACAAAAAGGCAGUGAUGGAAAGCAUGGCCCGUCGCGGAUAUAAGCUCAACAUGGGAGGAGGCAAAGCAUCAGGUUCAAAUCCAAAUAGUCAAGGUGCUUGUGCAUUGCCAUCUAAAAAAGGCUUGACCAUCCCACUAACUGCAGCGGAGCUGAAGAAUGCAUUUGACAACCUCUUUGAUGACUUGAUGGAGAGUGAAGAUGGAGAGAAGCAAGCUUCUGAGUCUGUGGGCACUCGUCUCCUGCCUCACCAGAAGCAGGCGCUGUCCUGGAUGUGUGCGCGGGAAAACAAGUCUGCGCUGCCACCUUUCUGGGAGAGGAGGGGCGAGCUCUACUAUAACCGCCUCACAUGUUUCUCUGCCAAAGAAAUACCAGAGAGAAUCCGGGGGGGGAUUCUGGCAGAUGACAUGGGGCUGGGAAAAACUCUGACGACCAUUGCUCUGAUUCUCACCAACUUUCACAAAGGAAAGCCUCUGCCUUUGGAGAAAUGUGAUGAGCAGCCUUCACCGUUUAAAGCCAAAACUAAACCUGAGAUGGCCUCCAAACUGCCUGGAAGCACCAGUGCAGGCAGUGGAUCAGGCUCUAGUGAUGCAGCAGCUUGUUCGAUGCCCUCAACCCUUUCUCAGGUGGAUGUUAUCUGUGCUGAUUCAGCCGACGUAGGGAACAAGUCGGAGAACAGUACCAGCAAAGGAAAGAAAAAGGCCACCAAGCGAAAGCCCAUUAAUGAGGCCUCUACAUUUAUUGAGGAUCUGGACUUUGCUGCAGCACUCGGUGGCACAGCCAAUACAAGCCUAAGGAAGAAGAAAACUGCCACUCUGACACCAAGUGCCUGCGUGGACUUCUCUAUGGCUGAAAGUGCAGAUGACUUGUCAGUAAGAACAACUCUCAUCAUCUGCCCCCUCUCUGUGAUCAGCAACUGGCUGGACCAGUUUGAGCAGCACGUACGUGCUGACGUAAAGCUAAACGUGUAUCUGUAUUACGGCGCAGAGCGUAAUCGGAGCAAGACCUUUCUGUCCUCUCAGGAUGUGGUCAUCACAACCUACAACGUCCUCUCUGCCGAUUUUGGGAAUAAGAGUCCUCUCCAUGGGGUCAAGUGGUUGAGGGUCGUGCUGGACGAAGGACACGUCGUACGAAACCCUAAUGCACAGAUGAGUAAGGCGGUGCUUGACCUGAAAGCUCAGCGCCGCUGGAUAUUGUCAGGUACUCCUAUCCAGAACAGUGUGAAGGACCUGUGGAUGCUGCUGGCCUUCCUGCGGCUGAAGCCCUUCGAUACCAGGGAGUGGUGGAACAGAGUGAUCCAGAGACCCGUCACUCAAGGAGACCGAGCCGGCCUGCAGAACCUUCAGACCCUGGUGAAGUGCAUCACCCUGCGGCGGACCAAGGGCAGCGAGGUGAACGGGCGCCCCCUGGUGUCUCUGCCUGAGAAGACGGUGUGUGUGGAGCAGGUGGAGCUGAGCCAGUCGGAGAGAGAGGAGUACGAGCUGGCUCGCAACGAGGGCAGGAGUACCAUCGCCAGAUACGUGACUGAAGGGACAGUCUUGAGGAACUACGCUGACGUGUUGGCCAUCCUGAUGAGGCUUCGACAGCACUGCUGCCACCCUGAUCUGCUGGCAAAAGCCUCCUCAGACCUGGCCGCUGCAGCCACACCUGCGGAGAUGCGGGAGCGUCUGAUAGAGAAGCUGCGGCUUGUGUUGGCCAGCGGCUCUGAUGAGGAGUGCUCGGUCUGUCUGGAUUCGGUGCACCUGCCCGUCAUCACGCACUGCGCCCACGUGUACUGCCGGCCCUGCAUCGCGCAGGUUAUCAGCAGUGAGCAGGAAACAGCGCGCUGUCCUCUCUGUCGCAGUGAGAUCAAGGCUAGUGAACUGGUGGAGUUUCCACAGGAGGAAAUGGAGGAAGAGAAAAGUACAAACCCUGAUAAGUGGAGGACCAGCUCAAAGGUUCAGGCGCUGAUGGGAAACUUGCUCAGGCUGCGAUGUGAGGACGGCAGCAUUAAGUCAUUGAUCGUCUCACAGUUUACACGCUUCCUCACCAUACUGGAGACUCCGCUCAGAAAGCAUGGUUUCAGUUUUGUGCGUUUAGAUGGCACCAUGAGCCAAAAGAAGAGGACUCGAGUGAUCCAGGAGUUUCAGAGCGCUGCAGCAGACAGCCCUGCCAUCAUGCUUCUGUCACUCAAAGCUGGAGGGGUGGGGCUUAACUUGACUGCCGCCUCGCACGUGUUCUUCAUGGACCCUGCCUGGAAUCCAGCUACAGAGGAACAGUGUAUCGACCGCUGCCACCGCCUGGGACAGACUAGGAAAGUGUUCGUCACAAAGUUCAUUGUGAAAAGUUCAGUGGAGGAGAACAUGGUGAAGAUCCAGAGGCAGAAGCAGGACCUGGUGGAGAAGGAUUUUGGUUCCAAAAACCCUGAUAGGAAAACGUCUCGUAUGGAUGAUAUCAAAGCGCUGAUGGAGAUGUAGAAGUACCGUUCCCAUGUGGAUACAUCAGUUGCCAGAGUUCUUUGGCUCCAGCAGUUCACAUCUCAACGGGGGCAGUGAUCCUUUUUUGUACACAGUCAAUUUGCAAUUUACAUUUAGAAAUGUUUAAACAGUAUGAUUUAUUUUUCCCCGCAGUCUCUGGAUUGGAUUGGAAAUGUUAAUGUACACAAGCACCUUUAAGAACUCACCUGUUUAACUGAAAACAGGAAAUUAAAGAGACAUCCAUUUCUUACAAAA
Pungitius pungitius (ninespine stickleback) is the source of this 3567-nucleotide messenger RNA. It is a transcript of the gene hltf, whose product is annotated as helicase-like transcription factor. Gene Ontology annotation, biological process: DNA repair. Bases 424 to 3312 code for a protein of 962 amino acids. Gene Ontology annotation, cellular component: nucleus. The transcript is spliced from 24 exons. The record is from RefSeq and is a predicted model, not a curated record. Lineage: Eukaryota; Metazoa; Chordata; Actinopteri; Perciformes; Gasterosteidae. Gene Ontology annotation, molecular function: ATP binding; hydrolase activity, acting on acid anhydrides, in phosphorus-containing anhydrides; zinc ion binding.